GUUCUUUGGGGGUUCGUGUUUUUCCCUCCCGGUAAAGGUUGCAUGUCUUCCCUCAUCAGCUGCUAGGUUAAAAGUGAAGAAUCAAAUUUCGCUGUGUUUGGUGGCCGUGUUGGCACGUGUUAAUUUCAGUGUGUUGGCUGAAGUUUAGGGUAAAGAGAAGUCUCCAGACGCUUUGAAGGAUAAUUCCUACUUUGAAAACCCAAAGCCUAAGCGUCUGGCAUAAUCUACUCCCAGUAAGUGGUAACCGUCUUGGCAUUCUUGAGCGCCAUGCAAAGCUUAUGCAAACAUCUGUUUUUUCUGAGUCAACUGCUCAUUUUAUUUCAAAAUUGGAGCAUGUCGUCAUGGAGACAGAUGCUCUCGGUUGCACAAUAAACCGACCUUUAGCCAGACCAUCUUGAUUCAAAACAUCUAUCGUAAUCCCCAAAACAGUGCACAGACGGCUGACGGCUCACACUACCAUUGCCCUCUUGAACAUUUACCGUAACCCUCAAAACUCUUCCCAGUCUGCUGACGGUUUGCGCUGUGCCGUGAGCGAUGUGGAGAUGCAGGAGCAUUAUGAUGAAUUCUUUGAGGAGGUUUUUACAGAGAUGGAGGAGAAGUACGGGGAAGUCGAGGAAAUGAACGUCUGUGACAACCUAGGAGAUCACCUAGUGGGGAACGUUUAUGUCAAGUUUCGCCGUGAGGAAGAUGCAGAAAAGGCUGUGAUUGACCUGAAUAACCGCUGGUUUAAUGGACAGCCAAUCCAUGCUGAGCUGUCUCCUGUGACCGACUUCAGGGAAGCCUGCUGCCGCCAAUAUGAGAUGGGAGAGUGCACACGAGGAGGCUUCUGCAACUUCAUGCAUCUCAAGCCCAUUUCCAGAGAGCUGCGGCGGGAGCUGUAUGGGCGCCGUCGCAAGAAGCACAGGUCCCGGUCCCGAUCCAGGGAGCGGCGCUCUCGGUCCAGAGACCGUGGUCGUGGUGGUGGAGGCGGCGGAGGAGGUGGGGGCCGCGAGCGUGACAGGAGGCGAUCGAGAGAUCGUGAAAGAUCUGGGCGAUUCUGAGCCAUGCCAUUUUUACCGUAUGUCUGCUAGAAAGUGUUGUAGUUGAUUGAUCAAACCAGUUCAUAAUGGGAAUUUUUUUUAAAAAACAAAAAAAAAAAAACACAAAGAUGGGUUUCUGAAUAAAAUUUGUAGUGAUACAGUA
Molecule: messenger RNA, 1182 nt
Organism: Ictidomys tridecemlineatus (thirteen-lined ground squirrel)
Lineage: Eukaryota; Metazoa; Chordata; Mammalia; Rodentia; Sciuridae
Source: RefSeq, a predicted model, not a curated record